Heterocephalus glaber (naked mole-rat) is the source of this 2051-nucleotide messenger RNA. RefSeq names its product alpha tubulin acetyltransferase 1 (gene Atat1). Gene Ontology annotation, cellular component: microtubule. Gene Ontology annotation, biological process: alpha-tubulin acetylation. The record is from RefSeq and is a predicted model, not a curated record. Lineage: Eukaryota; Metazoa; Chordata; Mammalia; Rodentia; Bathyergidae. Gene Ontology annotation, molecular function: tubulin N-acetyltransferase activity.
GCGGGGCGGGGCGGGCCGCGCACAAUGGGCCAUGGAGUUCCCUUUCGAUGUGGACGCGCUGCUCCCGGAGCGGAUCACUGUGCUGGACCAGCACCUGCGGCCCCCGGCCCGCCGACCCGGAACCACAACGCCUGCCCGUGUUGACCUGCAGCAGCAAAUUAUGACCAUUGUUGAUGAACUGGGCAAGGCUUCUGCCAAGGCCCAGCAUCUUCCUGCUCCAAUUACUAGUGCAGCAAGGAUGCAGAGUAACCGCCAUGUUAUUUAUGUGCUCAAAGACACUUCCGCCCGACCGGCUGGGAAAGGAUCCAUUAUUGGUUUCCUCAAAGUUGGAUACAAGAAGCUCUUUGUACUGGAUGACCGCGAGGCUCACAAUGAGGUAGAGCCACUCUGCAUCCUGGACUUUUACAUACACGAGUCACUGCAACGUCAUGGCCAUGGGCGAGAACUCUUCCAGCAUAUGUUGCAGAAGGAACGGGUUGAACCACACCAGCUGGCCAUUGACCGGCCCUCACAGAAGCUGCUGAAGUUCCUGAAUAAGCACUACAACCUGGAGACCACAGUCCCACAGGUGAACAACUUUGUGAUCUUUGAAGGCUUCUUUGCGCAUCAGCACCGGCCCCCCGCUCCCUCCCUGAGGGCCACGCGACUCUCUCGUGCUGCCGCAGCAGACCCCACACCCACUGCUCCAGCCAGGAAGCUGCCACCCAAGAGAGCAGAGGGAGACAUCAAGCCAUACUCCUCUAGUGACCGAGAAUUUCUGAAGGUAGCUGUGGAGCCCCCUUGGCCCCUAAACAGGGCCCCGCGCCGCGCCACCCCUCCAGCCCACCCGCCCCCUCGCUCCAGCAGCCUGGGGAACUCGCCAGAACGGGGGCCUCUCCGCCCCUUUGUGCCAGAGCAGGAGCUGCUUCGCUCCCUGCGCCUCUGCCCUCCACACCCCACUGCCCGCCUUCUGCUGGCCACUGACCCUGGAGGCAGCCCAGCGCAGCGUCGCCGGACCAGCUCCCUUCCCCGCUCUGAUGAGAGUCGAUACUGACAGCUGCCCCCUUCCUCCCUGGGAGACUGGGGCAGGCAGAGACCCCUCUCCCUGAGCAGCUCAGACCCUGCUUCCAUUGCAUCCUCCAAACCCAGUGGACCCUGUCAGAGCCCUAGGAUUUCCUCUUCCUCUCAGACAACUAGGUUGUCAGGGUUCAAAUGGCUUAAUACUUUGUAGCUUUUCUAAUCACAGAAGGGACCCCUGUUGCCCCAACCUGGGCUCCGCUCUCCACAGCCUGAUCUGUUGCCAGACCCGAUGCUGGGGUGCUCAGACCACCUAGAGAAGCACAGGCUUACUUACCCAUCAGACUAGACCACAUGUUAGACAGAGGCCUCCUCUGCCAAGGAACCCUUUUCAGGAUUUCCUGUCCGUGGAAUAGUCCCAUACACUGCUCUGUGGUGCCAGCCAAUGCACAAGCUCUGCUUCUGAGCAGCCCAGCUAGGUAGGACAGGGAUUCAGCAGCUCCCCAGUGGGGUCUGCUCAGUGUUGCCAAACUCUUCAUUCCCCCGUGUUUUGUCAGGGAGCCCCCAAACUCAUGUUGCUCUGGGGGUCUCUAAAGGAGAUCCACUGAUACUACCAUUUCUCCCGGAUCCAGACUCUCUGAAGGAGUUUACCUUUUGGCAGUGGAUCCCAGCAAAUAACUGGGAUCACUCUCAGCCAUGUCUCUGAAAUUUUAUUUAGAUCCUGAACUGCCCUUGAGUCCAUCCCUCCCUGGUAGCUAUGCUCAUUCCCUGUCUGGUGAGACGUUUUGAGAUGGGGUGGGGCUCUGCUUCCCCACCUCCCCCUCUUCUCCUCCCAACCUGACCCAUGCCCAGGGUCCAGUCCGACCUCCCCUCCCUGCCCUGAGUGUGUGGAUCAGGUACUCCCCCACGCUCCCUGUGUCCCUGGGAGCAGGAUCUCCCUCUCAUCCUACUUCCUCCUCCCUUUUCUUCUCCCCCUCAGUGUUGUCUGAAUAAAGUGAACUUUUUGUGUUUUCUAAACUGACAUUUUCAAUGAAAAAAAACUACAAAAAAACCAA